Messenger RNA from Penicillium canariense, 675 nucleotides. RefSeq lists its product as uncharacterized. The record is from RefSeq and is a predicted model, not a curated record. Lineage: Eukaryota; Fungi; Ascomycota; Eurotiomycetes; Eurotiales; Aspergillaceae. The coding region runs from base 1 to 675 and encodes 224 amino acids. The transcript is spliced from 3 exons.
AUGUCCCUGGCAAACGAUAUGAGCAUGGCUGAUCAAGACAUAGUGAAUGUCUAUGGCGGUGGGUACAAUGCUUGGGAUGUCACGGAAAACGAUUUCAUGAAGUUUCAAAAAGUCUCGUACGCAACCACGCUGAUUUAUGUUCCGAUGGUCUUCGUUAUCAAGAUCACCCUCUUAGCAGUCAUGGCGAGGGUUUUUGCUCCCCACCACCGGAAGGUUGAAGUUAUAUACAUCAGCCUUUUCAUCAUGCUUUUUUACUAUGUCCCAGCACUGUUCAUCAAGAUAUUCUUCUGUGACCCUAUCUCUGCAUACUGGCUUGGUACUUCCAAUGGUGGCAGGUGUCUCGACCAACGGAAGGUAAUUAUUGCCGACUCAGUCAUCAGCAUCGCCACCGACUUGUGGAUUCUAGUAUUGCCAGUCCCAUUAAUGUGGCCACUUCAUAUGACAACGUCGAAGAAAAUGCGAGUCAUGGGAAUACUUGGUGCUGGGGGACUUGCCACGGGUUUCAGUAUUUGGCGACUGCUGAUCAUGGUGGUGGAAAGCAAGACCACAAACACGACGUGGUUCUGGAUCCACUGUCAACGCAGAAGCCGGAAUCGGGCUAAUCUGUGCCUGUCUACCUGCAAUGAACCAUUCUUUCAGCUCCGUGAAAAACAUGAGAAGCAACAGCGCCUAUAA